Messenger RNA from Diabrotica balteata, 663 nucleotides. The record is from the annotation of a GenBank genome assembly. NCBI's taxonomy places the organism in Eukaryota, Metazoa, Arthropoda, Insecta, Coleoptera, Chrysomelidae.
AUGACCAUGAGAAAAAUUUCUUCAAAAUGGAUCCCCAAAUAUCUGAAUGUGGACCAGAAGAAAGCAAAGAUCUGUGUUCCGUUUGAAAAAGAUAAAAACUUCUUAAGCGAUCUUGUUACUUUUGAUGAAACACAGAAACUUUUUUUAGGGGAAGGAGGUGGGUGGGAGGAUCCAUUCGCACGCAGUCCUCCCAGAGGAGUAGUGCUCACAGAUGCAACCAUAGCUCCCUGCCUACCAACUAAAGUCCAUCCCAUAAACCAGACUAAUCAUGCGCCAACCAUGGCGUACACUCGUCCAAAGGACAUGGAUGGGUUUUAUGCCCAUUUGUCAAAACCAGACACAAAAUUUCGACAGCAAGUAGGUACCGAUCUUCUAACUUUUUUGGCUGAGCCAUCGAAUCCUAUUGACUGUCAAGAUAUUGGUCUGUUUGUAGACGGAAUAAUUCCAUGGAUGCAAAGUAGUAAUUAUAAGGGACCAUUUCUCCCUUCCUCGUCGACCCUGACCCUACCUUCCAAUGGGGUUGGUUACCCAAUUGAAGGUUGCUCAGGUUUGCUGGGCUUCACCCGAGCAACUAAACCGGUGAUAGCACACGAAGCGGAAGUAAUAUGUGUCACGAAAAAAGAUGAAGAUAAACUAAGAAUAAUUGAAACAAAAAAUUCAUGA